ACCGUAUCCGUGUGAUCAGACGUCCCUCCUCGUCGUACGAUAUCAUGUCGUAUAACAGACACUGUACGCGAGUACUCGCCGAUAAAUGGAGAAGCUCGAAUCUGGAAGCGACGUCGAGUUCCAGUGGCUUCGGCCCAGUUCCUGUGCAAGUUGACACGGCCGACCUCAAAGAGAACCCAUAAUCAGUCUUUUGGGGGUUUCAAUAUUCUGAAAUUGGGCGGAUAAGUUCAUGGUUUAGAUCACUGAAGAGUUCGAUUCUGCUUUUGCCUUCUGGUUUAUUUCCCAGUGGCUUUGUUAUUGCUUUCUUUUCCAGCUGAAAUAUUUUAGAUCAAUGAGGAAUUCAGCUCGGCCUCUUCAACAAAUCCGAUAUCUUUACUGUUUUUACCGAACAGACAUUUCAUUAAACAAAGCAGGGAAAAUUGAUAAAGCUUCUAUUUUUGUUAACCCUAUUGCUUGUCAUCCAAAUGGGGUCAUUUAUGGUAGAGAAAACAAUAAAGACCUGACUUACAGUAUGCUGUUUUCCAGGGCUUUAUGCUCUACCUCAGAAAAGUUCUCUAUCAGAGAUUCUUCUAAUGUUGGAGGAGUUGGUCCUUUGUUGGAGUAUGAAAAGAGAAUUGUCAUGGGAGAGCUUGUUGGUGGAGACAGCUUCCAGAUAGAAUCACUUCGAGCACUACAAAGGCUUUAUGAAGAGCUCGUGGAGCAUGAAGAUGAUUACCAAUUGGAUAGGUAUCUGUCAUCAAAAAAAUCUGGGAGGAGUAGGUGGUUGUGGUCUCGUCUUAUGCCUCGGUCUAAUUAUUCACCAAUCAAAGGACUGUACCUUUAUGGAGGAGUAGGCACUGGAAAGACAAUGCUUAUGGAUUUGUUCUACAAUCAGCUGCCAUCAUAUUGGAGGAAGAAAAGGAUGCACUUUCAUGAUUUUAUGUUGAAUGUGCAUAGAAGGCUGCAGAUGCACAAAGGUGUAGCAGAUCCACUUGAAAUUGUUGCUGCUGAGAUAUCAGAUGAGUCCAUUCUGUUAUGUCUUGAUGAAUUCAUGGUAACUGAUGUAGCAGAUGCAUUGAUACUAAACCGUCUUUUCCAACAUCUUUUCAGCAAUGGCAUGGUUCUUGUCUCUACUUCAAAUCGUGCUCCUGACCAGCUUUAUGAAGGUGGUUUGCAAAGGGACCUAUUUUUACCUUUUAUUGAUAUCUUGAAGGAAAGAUGUGUAAUUCAUGAAAUUAGCUCAUCAACCGACUACCGGAAGCUGGGUUCUGCGGAGAAGGGCUACUAUUUCAUUGAGAAGAAACCCACUGGACUUCUUACAGAGAUGUUUAAUCAGUUAAUAGGGCCUGAGAAACCUUGUCCUCAAGUUGUUGAAGUUGUAAUGGGUCGGAAAUUGCAGGUCCCACUUGGAGCUAAUGGAUAUGCGUAUUUCACUUUUGAGGAUCUCUGUGAUAGACCUUUGGGGGCAGCAGAUUACCUUGGAUUGUUUAAGAAAUUUCAUACACUUGCACUUGAAGGAGUUCCCAAGUUUGGGAUCCACAACAGAACUGCUGCAUAUCGGUUCGUCACAUUGGUUGAUGUAAUGUAUGAGAAUAAAGCUGUAUUAUUAUGCACUGCAGAGACAUCACCUGUGGAGUUAUUUGAAAAAAUUGUGACAGUCACUGAUGCCCAGAAAAUUUCUCCUCGAUCUUCUUCACGGUCACAGAGAUAUGAUGAUAUCGAUCUUUGUGUUGAUAAUGAGCUAGGAUUUGCCAAAGAGCGAACCAUGAGCAGAUUGACGGAGAUGAAUAGCAAGGAGUAUUUGGAACAGCAUGAAGUUCAUCGGCUCGGCAUUAGUGUGAUUCUUUUUCCCACCAUCUUUAAAGGUGUGUUUGGCAUAAAAUCUGCCCAAAGGAGUCGAUUCAUAAAAGUUCAUUCCCUUCUUAUUAUCCCAGGACUCAAAAGUAGGCAUUCCAUCUGGCUUGUUCCAUAAAUUUCCUUGUGUUAUAUGAUUAUAAAAGAAAAGCACUAAAUUGAUAUUUUAUUACCAUGAUCUCUUACAAUGUAUGUAUUUAUAUAAAUUAAAUAAAUUACAAGAGUUAGUUUUGCCUAUCA
Messenger RNA from Zingiber officinale, 2073 nucleotides. RefSeq names its product AFG1-like ATPase. The transcript has 16 exons. Gene Ontology annotation, molecular function: ATP hydrolysis activity; ATP binding. Bases 332 to 1951 code for a protein of 539 amino acids. The record is from RefSeq and is a predicted model, not a curated record. Gene Ontology annotation, cellular component: cytoplasm; mitochondrion; chloroplast. Lineage: Eukaryota; Viridiplantae; Streptophyta; Magnoliopsida; Zingiberales; Zingiberaceae.